UGGCUAGUGUGAGAACGUAUGAGUGAUUGGGCACCGAUUAUUAAAUUAUAAGUUAUAAAAUGAAAUUAUUUUUAUUCUGUCAUCCAACCAAGGAAUUCGGCUCACGUGGCUGAUAUAAGAAUGUUUUUAAUUUCUUAUUAUUUUAUAGCUUAUUUGUCUAUUCGUACCGAGCGGAUGUACUAUAGACUGUCCCGUUUAAUGACCUGCGUGGCGUUAGGGUAGGUCCGGGAUUUCCGAGCGAGAGGGAUGUUGGGUCGGUGAAUAUGGGCCCUCGAGAAGACCGUGUUCUUUCUCCGUCUUACUUAAGUUUACUAUGACUCAAAUUACAAGCACUUGAAUGCCGGAGAAAAAGGAUAGUAAAUGAAAAGACGAAUGUAUAUAAAAAAACAUGUGUAGUAUAUUGACAGGUUAAAUUUUACAUAAAAAUAUAAUUUUAGACUUACCCAGAAGGGUUGAUAUACCUGCACACACACUCACUCCAAAUUCACCAGUUUGAAUUUGUGCACACAGGAAAUUACAAUGUUUAUGAUGGUUUUAUUGAGAUUCACAGGUUGAAUCUAUUCAAAUGAACGCACUGCACGCUGAACCGAAAGGCCGGCUUUGCCUUCGAGUGAAUUUGCUAUGAUUUUUAGGUUUUUAUUAGCUGAUUUAACUAUUCCCGAACAAGAACUCCGAUUUGGACGUCACGUGAAGGGGUUUAAUUAAUUUAAACGCGAACUCAAAUGAUUUUAUUUUAGGUAUCCAACCUAGGAGUCCAGAUGCCUAGGCGAAGGACCUCACGAGGAAAGGUUUUAAAGAUAAAAUUUAAGUCGCGUAAUUUAGAAUUUUUAGUAAAAGAAUCGAAUUGCGAUUAUCGAUCUAGGAGUCCGGUUGUGGAGCGUCACGAGAGCGAAUUUUGAAGUCGACUCAGUGAGUCUUACUCGCGGAUGGAUCCGACAAAGGUUUUGAUUAAAAAGUAAAGACUUUUGAUGUUAAAUUUCAAUAUUCAAGUCCGUUUAUCGAUCUAGGAGUCCGGUUGCCUGGGCUGUGGACCGUCACGAGAACGAAUUUUGGAAUCUUGCUCGCGGAUAGAUCCGACAAGGGUUUUAGUUGCGGCGGUAAUGACUGACUUUGAUUAUUUUUCAUGGGUUUAUAUAGCAAGGGUUUAAUAGAAAAGUGGGGCUGAAUGAUGUCACAUCUCUAAGACAAAAGUGGGUUAAAAAAAAAAGGGAGAAAAAUAAAAUAGAGAAGUUUUGAUUUUUGACAGCUGGGAGUAAAAUAUGAGGUUCAAGGGGUCACGGAAUUUUGAUAGCGACCGGAUGCAGAUAGAAAAAUAACUCCGUGGUGGACCGUGGGAUACCUUAAAAACAAUGUCUCUUUGACAAAUAUAUGAUGACAUUUAUUACCAAUAAUUUAGAUGCCCUCAAAGAAAAAUAAUUUUAGAAACAAAAAUCAAGAGGGAAAAAUUUCUUUUGGUAAAAAGGGAAAGAGAGGUUUCGCGGGGUGUCGUGAGACUUGGUCUCCAUAUCAAAUAUAUGAUGACUUUUACGAUCAAUAUAUUAUGUACUCUAGAAAAAUAUAAUUAUUUUAAAAACAAAAUAGAGAGGAAAAAUUUUUGGUGAUAGAAAAAAGUACCGAAAAGAUCCAUGGGGUACCGUGGGACUUGUUGGUCAUAGUCAUAAAAAUUUAAAUCGAACUAGAUCAAGGAAUUAUCUUGAUGAAUUUAUGUGACAUUUACGAUGACAUUUACGGUGAUCUAAGGGACUCGCGGCAGACAUCUGGAAAACAUUGGGUCGGCGGACUCAUAGCAAAGGGCCGGCCAUAGCGAUGCAGCUGUGCAUAGAGAAACACAUAGUUUCUUAUUUUGUUACUCUUAGUCUUUUUAUCUUUCUUACUCUUUUAACUUGACCAUUCGUUUUCACAUACCCUUGCAAUGGGAAUUCAUAGCAAACCCAAAAUGAGCUAGAUGAACACAUAUGUAUACAAAACAGUAUACAAGUGAAUACAUGUAUCUGUUCGUACAUAAUAAUAUAUUAUUAUGUUGGGUGUGCUUUGAAUUACCCAGGCUGAUUUAAUUAAAUAAAUAAGAAAAGAAAAUUCUUAAAUCUAAGUAUGGUGGAGUGGUGAUUCAGGUGUACCGAUUGUUACAUCUCUACCCCCAGAGUCGUCAUCGCCCUCGAUGACUUUAAUUUAUGCAAAAUGCUUAAAUAUAAGUAAUUAAAACUGGUCAACAUGAAUCACCAAUCAACAAAAUACAAAAAUAUUAAUUAUUUAAGAAAAUUAUGUUGGGGUAUAUAUAUAUAUAUAUAUAUAUAAAACUCUUGGGAUAAGACGAUCAUUGCAUGGUGUUCGUCUCAAGUUGCGUCGGUCUCCUUUCUUCCCCCUCUUUCUUAAGGGAUAGUUCAUUCGGGGUGUUGGUAGUAUGUUUCAGUUGUUUUAGGCAUUUUCGUUCCUUAAUAGAUUUUCGUUUUGGUGGUGGAAACUUCUUCGGCUUGAUUGGUCCUUCUCGACUCCUACCCUUCUUGACUUUUCGAGUCCUCCGUGGAUUUAAAUAGCCGUGAUUUUUCCUUUAACGUCAUUAUCAGUUUUCUCUUGUCGUGACAAGUCAAGUGUAGUGGAAGUUUCAAGUGUAAAUCAUGAGUUCAAUUAUAAAGGAAGAGGUUGACUUAGUGGAAGAAAUCGUUGUUGAAGAGAUUCCAGCUUCUCAACCGGACGAGCCAAUCUCCCUCGUGAUGUCGGGACCUGUCGAGGUGGGGCCCGCUGUACAGGAAAUUCAGGUGUUCGCGCCGGCAUCGUCAUCGGGAUCCACGGUCACUGUGUACCAGAUCGAGGACCGAGAAGAUCAGGUGUAUCGGCCUGAUACAUCGCGAUACGAGCGAUGGGUUCGAUGUCCAGAGCCGACUGUGCAAGAACCUGUACAGAUUACUGAGCCUCAACUGUCCACUUCAGGGUCGGUGAAACGCUCGGCAAAAAGGAUUCGGGGCCCGCGUGUGGUUCCAGCGAAAAGAGCCUGCCCACCAGCGAGAGGGAAGUUUUUGGAGCUGGGGCGCGUGUACGUAGCUAUGGGGGACCCGAAGAUCGUCAGGGUCCCAUUCAGAGUGACAUUCGUUGAAGGUCACAUGUAUCCGAUCCCUUUCUGCGAUCCGCUGGUUGGAUUGCUGUCACCCAUGACAUCAGUCGAAGCCAGCUGGUUGGUGUCAGCGAUUCCAUGGACCCUCAUGGAACAUUUUGAGUUUGAAACCAUAGUGGCGUUGGUAGCGGGAUUGUGUCCGGUCCAUUUAUGGAAUAUCCUGGAGAUGGCACCUCUUCGAGUCAGAGCAGUUCUGGAAGAGUUCUGGGAGGAGUGCAAGCCGUCAGUGCCUCUCUGCGUAUAUUGUGGCCAGGGCCAUGUCACUUCAUGAUGUGUUUCUUGGAACGUAUAUUUUGUUGGAUAUUUUAUAUUUGUAUACACAAAUUUUGCGUUA
This is a messenger RNA of Microplitis mediator, 3443 nucleotides long. RefSeq lists its product as uncharacterized. The transcript has 3 exons. The record is from RefSeq and is a predicted model, not a curated record. NCBI's taxonomy places the organism in Eukaryota, Metazoa, Arthropoda, Insecta, Hymenoptera, Braconidae. Bases 2616 to 3380 code for a protein of 254 amino acids.